Messenger RNA from Paramisgurnus dabryanus, 2241 nucleotides. RefSeq lists its product as uncharacterized. The record is from RefSeq and is a predicted model, not a curated record. Gene Ontology annotation, molecular function: transmembrane signaling receptor activity. Gene Ontology annotation, cellular component: plasma membrane. Lineage: Eukaryota; Metazoa; Chordata; Actinopteri; Cypriniformes; Cobitidae.
UUGGUAUACACCACACCUUUACUUCACGACAACAGUGUUACACUCAUAAAGACUCGUGAUUGAUCUACUUUAAAAACUCACUGGAAGCUCAAAAUGAAGAUCUACUAUGUUGUGUAUAUCUGGAUGUUUCUGACAGGUCAGUACUCUAUGUUUAUAAGACUGACGUUCAGGUCGGCAGUUUGCACGCACCUUCUGUGUUUCAAUUGUUAUUAUUGAGAAGAUUUUGUUAAUAAUGCAGCAUGGAGCUAUAGGUUUUGGGUAAAAUCAUCAGCAGGGGUGAAGAAAUCCACAAUAUUAUCUUUGCUUCUCAGAUAAAUUAUGAAUAUGCUGCAUCUUAUUACUUUUGUGUUAAAGGGUAACCACAUGCAUACAGCAAGUGUGAAAGACAGGAAGUGGUCAUCAGGGUGCGAGUUGUUCACAGUUAAUAUCAUUGCAGACUUUGAAGGGGUCUUAUCAAAUGUCACAUGUUUUUAAGCUUUAUGAAAUUUGAUUAUUAAUGAUUUUAUGUAUGAUUAUAAAAUGAAAACAUCUGUAUAUUGUCCCUUCUAAAGGUCCAUUCACGCUAUGGACGAUAAUAUCUGAGUUCACAGAAGGUGAAAAAAGAUUCAGCACUGUAUAAACAAACCUUUAUUUCAAAUAAAUAUCUGGAUAUCUGGAAAACAAUUGAUUUUACCGUUGAAAUGCCUGGUAAUUGAAUGCUCUAUCAUGGCCUCAUAAUCCAACACUAAUCACACUGUCAGGGUAAAUAACUGCCACAUUGUGUAUUGUUUGAAAUAGAUAAUGUGCCUGACUCUCUUUCAUUAUUUUAUUCCAGAAACUAGAGUUUUAUGUACAAAUGAGAUUAGGAUAAAUGGAUAUAGUGGAAAAUAUGCCAACUUUUCAUGUCCACAUAGCUGGGCUUCAAACAAUAAAAAGUAUUUCUGCAGAGAUCCAUGUGAUGAUACUGAUAUUCUAGUAUCAUCCGAUCGGUCACCAAACGGGAGAUUCAGACUGGAGGAUUUUGGGAAUGGAGUGUUCACAGUGACCAUCACUGAUCUACAGGAGUCAGACUCUGGGAUUUACUGGUGUGGAGUGAGCAGAGUUGGUAAAGACACAUAUCACAAGGUCAAUCUAAGAGUAUCUAAAGCCAUUACACCUACUUCAACGAUAUUAGACACAACGCAUCCAUUUUCAACACCACAACCAGGAACUCCAUUUGCCACAUCAAGCAGAACCUCCAGAUCCACAACCCCUGAUGACAUCACAACCUCAUCAUCAAUGACAGUGGCUGUAAACAUCUCACUGUAUGCUGUUGGUGGUCUGGUUGCAGUCAUCAUACUUUUAUGUGUAUUAGUUGCUGUUCAUCAGUACCGGAAGAGAAUCAACAGAAAUGCAGACCAUGUUCCCAGGACAUCCAUCAAACACAAUGAUUAUACAGUCUACAGAGGCACGCAGAAAAGCAAACAGAUCAAAUCUAAGAAGUUGAACCCUAAAGUACCAAAGAGCAACAAACUUUUAGUCUAUGAGAAUUUAAUGCUCAACACAGGCCAAGCAGAUGACAUCUAUCAAAAUCUUUGAAUGCAGCACCAGACAUUCAAAGCACAGUACAAGACUAAGAAUAGUCUCUCAAUUGCUGUUACCGAUUUUGGACUAUGCAGAUGUUAUAUAUGCUAAUACAACUGCUACCAACUUACACUCUCUUGACGUGUUAUAUAACAUCUUGUGCAGAUUUGUUCUUCGCUGCCCCUAUAGGACGCAUCACUGUGUGAAGUAUGAACAGUUGUCCUGGCUUGCACCCUCAGCCAGAAGACAAUAUCAUUGGUUUCAGUCCAUUUUUAAAUGUAUCUACUUUCAAUAUCCAUAUUAUUUAUCGCAAUAUUUAGUGCCUUACAGCUCACAAUAUGGCCUUCGUCAUAAUGAACUCUUUUUUUAUUGUCCCUAGAAUUAAGAGAGAAAUUGGGAAAUAUGCAUUCUGUUUUAGAGCUCCUCAUGAUUGGAACACACUUCCUGAAUUCAUUCGCUUGCUUACGUCUUUUCCUCGGUUCCGCACUGCUUUGUUAACAUACCUCCAGAAUUCUUGUCAAUGUUUCUAGUUUCUCAGAUUUAGCAUUGAUAUGUGUCAUGUUAUGUAUCAGUGUGUAUAUGUAUGUUUUUGAUUAUAAAAGUACACUUUGUUAGUAAUAUCUGGGAUUAUUGUGUUUGUAAAAUGUUUCUUUGGCUGUUUGGAAAUAUAUUCCAUGUGAUGGGGAUAUUGAGAGCUUG